AUAUGGCGGAGGCUUCCAUUGGGAGUUCAAGUCCAGUUGGCUCUUUGUCGUCGGAAGAUCAUGACUUUGACCCGACUGCAGAGAUGCUAGUUCACGAGUACGACGAUGAGAGGACCCUGGAGGAGGAGGAGUCUCUGGAAGGGGGAGGCAAUUUCAGCUCUGAGAUUGCGGAUCUGGAGAAGGAAGGGAACAUGCCGCUGGAGGAGCUGCUGGCUAUCUAUCGCUACGAUGCCUCGGCUGGUUCCAGUAUAGACAGCUCCUCUGGCGACCUCACAGACGAGCUGCCCGACAUGACUUUGGACAAAGAGGAAAUUGCUAAAGACUUGUUAUCUGGCGACUACGAGGAGGAGACCCAAUCAUCAGCGGAUGACCUCACCCCUUCGGUCACCUCCCACGAGGCCACCGAUUUCUUCCCCAGAACACUUCGAUCCAACGCUGUCUCUGACGGGGAUAAAGACUCAGAGUGUGACGAUGAUGGUCCAAGUCCAGAAGACUCGAGAAAGGAAAUAAUGGUGGGCGAUGAGUACCAAGCACAGGUUCCUUUGACAAUCUGCUACUACAUAGAAGAGGAGAAAGUGUACGAAGAUAAAGACGAGCUCAUGUGGAGCCCGGGUGCGCUGCCAGAGAGCAAGGUCAGGAGCUUCCUGACCGACGUGAUGUCACGGACGACGGACGAGAAGACGACGCACGACAAACCGCAUGUUCGAGACAACGAACAGGCUUUGCUUGAGCUCGUCAAGUGCAACUACAACACGCACGAGGCGCUCGAACAAUACUGUAGCCACCUCAAGUCCUCGAAAGAAAAAUGUCCCCCGUGGUCUGAAGAGGAGUGCAAGAACUUUGAACAUGCUCUGCAGAUGUAUGACAAGAACUUUCACCUCAUCCAGAAACACAAAGUGACAACGCGAACGGUAGCAGAAUGCGUGGCGUUUUACUACAUGUGGAAAAAGUCGGAGCGUUUCGACUUCUUCGUGCAGCAGAAUCGCUUCGGCAAGAAAAAGUACAGCAGCUAUCCCGGCGUGACAGACCUUAUGGACAGGCUCGUGGACGAAGCCGAGGGUUUGGCCGUGGACAGUUCGUCGUCCAUGUGCUCGGGAGGCAGCGGCGGCGGAGGGAGGAUGGAAAGCACGACGGAUCAACAGCUCAGCCUGCUCAACUCCAUCACGGCCAGUGACCUCACAGCUCUGAGCAACAGCGUAGCGACUGUGUGCAGCCCGGCCGAGGUGACGUGUCUGGACUCGUACAGCUUCCCCCCACUGGACAGCCUCCACCGCACCUCCCUCAACCACGACGAGUCGCUGGGCUUCCCUUCGGGAGGCGGAGACGCCGACUGCCUCAACAUGCUGGACGCCGGCUUCUACCAUUCUGAGCUGGGCCAGCUGAGCGGCGUGUGCGUCGCCAAGGACUGCGAGCGACCCUCCAAGAGACUCAAGAUGGCGCUGCCGGACUCGUUCAUAGGCGACGUAUCCGUGAGCAACCUCGGCGUAGACUUUGAAGCACGCCGGACCACGCCGCACCACCACCGGAUAACCGGCGCCAAAAUGGCCGUGUCGGUCACGGACUUCGGCGAGCCCAACGUUUUUUUGGGAGGGCACUCUCGCCACCACUCGCAACACACCGCAGCACUUCAGUCCGACUGAUCUUCCUUGUCCUCUUCCUUCAUUCUUCCUUUUUUUUUGCGUGUACAUAAAAGACUGACCUCACAUCAUAUAUAUGUACAGAAAUAUAAUUUUGUUUCAUUUUUUUGUGUACUAUGACAUCAGUGAUGUCUCAUAUAUAGAUCUAAAAAUCUUGAUUUCUCUCAAGACUUUAUAAUAGCCAUUUUAUUUGUUUGUCGCCGUGGUAACGUCCAUGUACAGUUUGAUCAACAGCGGCCUGCCAGCUUUCUUUUCUGGUGCCAAAAUCAUAUUUCGAAGGUGCUUAUUUAAAGUGGUACUUUUUUUUUUUAUAUAAAUCAAGUGUUUGGUUUACAGGUACGUUGCAGUAAGCAUGUUGCUAGCUUUUUAUUUUCUUCUGAUUUGGGUGUACCUAUUGUGACUCAGAGGUACUACAUCAGAGGUGUCAAACUCAUUUUCGUAUUUAUGGUUUAGAAGGCUGUUACACACAUUGUUGGCCCUGCUUUUUAUCAUGUUUAAAAAAAAAAAAAAAGUUAAUUUGUUCUAACUGAAGGCAAUUUAAAAUUUUGGACAGAUUUUCUGCCAAAAUGAAAAAUUCUCAAGAAACACCAAGUAAAGUACUUGCCGUUGUGGGCCACAUAAAAUGACGAGGUGGGCGGGAUCUGGCUCCUGGGCCUUGAGUUUGAGGACCCAACGUAAUCUCCCAGCCAUCCAUUUUCUGAGCUGCUUCUCCUCACAAGGGCAGGAGGCAGGGUACACCCUGAACUGGUCGCCAGCCAAUCGCAGGGCACAUACAACCAUUUGCACUCACGUUCACACCUACGGGCAAUUUAGAGUUGUCAAUUAACCUACCAUGCAUGUUUUUGGGAUGUGGGAGGAAACCGGAGUGCCCGGAGAAAACCCACGCAGGCACGGGGAGAACAUGCAAACUCCACACGGGCGGGGCCGGGGAUUGAUAGUGAGGCAGACGCUCUAAAGAACGUAAUCAGCAAAUGACCCAAAAAAAAUAUUUAACUUUCCAACUCGCAGACUAAAGUCACAAAAGGCUCACAUAUAACAUUGUAGUUGAAAAGAAAUGCAGAAUUUAUCCAACUUUGGCCACAAUGUGACGUGUAACCCUGGUUGUUAACGUGGCAAUUAUGUUGCCGUAAAGUCUGCUUUUUUGCGUCGUAUGAACGUUCAAAUUGGCCACCUGGAGCACUAAUCCAGUUAAAUUCCUUGUUUUCGUCAAAUGUGUUCAUUGUCUGAUGAAAAAUUGUCAGAUUUUGGCGACAUCUUUAUUUUGUUUCUCCAAUUAAUGAUUGCUAAUCGCAGAGUUAGCAAUGUUAGCGAAGGUUUAAUUGGAGCACUUGUAAUGGUGAAACACCAGUUGUAUUUUUUUUUAUUUUUUUUUUGGGUCCAUUUGCAAUUUUGGUCAUUUCAGCAAUUUCUUGCUCUUGAUUCCCUGAGUAUCCCUAGUUGUUAAUCCCAUUUUAAUCACAGUAAUAAGUAUCAUUCAAAUGUGUUAAUUGGCCAAGUGGAGCAGUCUUAUUGGAUCAAAUUAAAAUGAACUUUCACCUGACGACUAAUUGGCCGUCAUGGACUGAAACUCAACUCGAACUCGUCGCUGAAGACAUUUCAAUUUGGGCAAUUUUGGCCACCACCUAGCUGUUACUGACAUGUUUAGAGAUGUUCGCGUUUAAAAAAACAAACAAACAAACAAAAAAAACAACUUUUUGGCACGUUUUCGUUUUGUUGUUAAUUUCACACCCCAACUUGAUUCCAUGCCCCCCCCGCCCCCUCGUCACAAUGUUGGCAUAAAGCCAAAAACUAAUUGUACACGCUGAAAAUGACAGCAUUGCUCGUUCACAAGUGUUUUCCAGUUGCAACAAUUGGCAUCUUGCCGAUACUUAAAUUUCUGUUGAUCCAGUCAUGUCGGAAUUCGGAUUUUGUGUGCAUGUAGUGUUUUCUAAGAACUUCAGUAUUUGAUGCCCGCGCAACUAUGUAUGUGUGCGUGUUGGCUGUGUAGCAGGGGGGGGGGGGGGGGCGGUUGUCAGACCGUAUUAUAUUUUAGCGCGGAGGUCUUCAUGCAUCUAUGCAUUGUGUGACAUGUAAGGUUCAUUUCAGGGGCUGUACAUGACAUGGUGUUUGUGUGUGUUUGCAGUGUUCACGCACUCGGAUCAACUCAUUCACGCUGUCCAUGGCAUCGUUGAUGUAAAUAUGAAUUAGCAAGUAGCCUUUAAAAAGUCGAAUGACCUGACCUCUAUUUGUCAAUCUGUGUGCAUACAAAUCUUAUUAUUGUUAUUAUUCUGUUUGUUUUUAAAAUGGCCAUCCAUUGUAGAUAUGUACAGAAUCUAGAGGUUUUUGCCUUGUACUGGUUGACUUGGGAUUGUUUGGCUUUUUUUUUUUCCUUUUUUCUUUUUUGAUUAGAUACAUUGGAACACAAUCCGUGAACGUGUCGAAACCACGUAAACUGAAAUUGAGCCGUCACAGGGUCAAACUCGUUUUGUUUUUUUAUGCAAUGCUUUGGCUAUUACAAAUAUGUCUGGCUCUGUGCUUAUAGUCACAAAAUAAGGUUUCAUUUGGCGUCAUGGAAAAAGCUAAAAACUAUAUGCUCACAAUUUUGUGAGGCUUUUUUUCUCUCUCUCUCUCUCUCUCUCUCUCUCUCUCUCUCUCUCUCUCUCUCUCUCUCCCUGCCCCCCUCCCCCAUGCAAAAAGUUGGACUCCAAAUUAAUUUGCUUUUAGGGCAUUCACCUUCAUGGCUUCCACUGUGUUAUGGUUCUUUGCUCCCUAAAGUUAAGUGAAGACGCUCAGAUGGGCUUUGCCCAUGCACGCCGACCGCCCCAGACUGAAAAAUGCCACGUCAAUUAUUCUGAUUAUUAGCGUUAUCGUAAAAAGAGAAAAACUCUUCCCUAUAUUUGUCUCGAUGGUAAAGGGAUGGCUGCUGCUCUUUGGGGAGAUGUUUUGUACUUUUGUUGGUUUUUGUUUUGUUUUGUCCAAAAGAAAAUGCAGUAGGUGGUGACUAGCGGUGCAGUGCUAUUUAUUAUUUCACUCUGUGGUUUGUACAAACACUUGUCGGAAUGUAAAAGGCCAUUUAAGAAGUGGUAGGUUCAAGUAUUUUUUUUUUUCUUUCGCCACCCUGUGAACUCUGGAAAAAUGUGAUAUUUUAUUGAUGUGCAAGUGUGUGUGUGAGAGCGUGGAAGAAAGCACUAAGCAAAUUUAAUUGUAUAUUUUUUGUUGUUUUUUUUAAAGUCAUUUUGCAGGAAAGAAACAUUUAAAAAAAAUACUAAAUACCUUUGUGAAUAAAAACCCCGACAGAAAAACUAUAUAUCCAGAAUUCUAGACAAUCAAAAAGGCAUCACUAUAGAGAAAUGUUCCAGAACAGAAGUUAUCUUUGUUUAUAAGAAUUGUACAUUGACAUUCAGUUUGUUUGUUUUCUCUCUUCUCUGCAUUUGUUAAACAUUCUUUUGUAUUUUUUGUUGUUCUUUAAUACCUU
Phycodurus eques (leafy seadragon) is the source of this 5091-nucleotide messenger RNA. RefSeq names its product mesoderm induction early response 1, family member 3 b (gene mier3b). The transcript is spliced from 13 exons. Gene Ontology annotation, cellular component: nucleoplasm. Lineage: Eukaryota; Metazoa; Chordata; Actinopteri; Syngnathiformes; Syngnathidae. Bases 3 to 1640 code for a protein of 545 amino acids. Gene Ontology annotation, molecular function: histone deacetylase binding; transcription corepressor activity. Gene Ontology annotation, biological process: negative regulation of transcription by RNA polymerase II. The record is from RefSeq and is a predicted model, not a curated record.